CGAUUAUGCUGUCGUCAUUACGAUUAGAUAUUUAGAUCGUUCGAAUUUUUUGAAUCUCUCUCAGUUUGGGCCAUGGCGAUGGUUGUGGAUUCAGAAGGAGGCGAGUUAGGGUUUCCGUACUGGACCUCCCUUCGACGGAAAUUCAGUCCUGACUCCCCCUUCUUUGCUUCCGGUAACAUCGAGAGAGAACUCCUUGCCAAACAGGUUGCACUGGAUAUAACUGAAGAUGAAAGGCAUCAGCUUCAGGGUUUGAUAGAUGAGGAAGUCAGCAAGGAUGUUUUAUGUCCCAUUUUUGGCUGUGGUGCACGGUUGAAAUCAUUGGAGGACUUUGAAGAUCAUUAUAAUGCAAGGCACACUGCUUCUUGUUCCGUCUGCUCAAGAGUUUAUCCAACCUCUCGCCUGCUCAGUAUACACGUGUCUGAAGCUCACGACUCUUUCUUUCAGGCAAAAGUUGCACGAGGCUAUGUGAUGUAUGAAUGUCUUGUUGAAGGCUGUGGUUCGAAGUUUAAGAACUACAAAGGUCGGCAACGGCAUCUGCUGGACAAGCAUAAGUUCCCCAAGUCCUUUGAGUUCUUCAAGAAAGUCCAUCCGUCAAAGAAACAAAGACAGAAGAACCAACAUAAACAAACUACUCAUAUGGAUGAGGCGACAAGCAAAAUGGAAGUGGAAAAUGAAACCAUUGAUGGCCUUGUUUCGGCAGUCUCAAAGUUGAGCACCUCAGAUUCCAUUCCUUCUUCUGUCAGCUUUGGUCGUCGCCAUUCUCGUGGGCUCACGUUUGUGCCCCGAGCUGUUCAUCGCGACAAAAAGCAAGACUCCACUCCAGCUGCAACAAAGUGAUAAAUAGUCUGCUCCCUGCCAUAAACACCCUAAGCAAUUCAUUCAGUGAAUGGCUUAUACAAUGUUGUUGGUUCACUUUUUUCCCAGAAUCUUCAAUGUGAAGGUUGUUUGAAGUUGAAGCUGUUGGGACAAACUGAGUGCUCAUAUGGGUCUGACCAAACAUUUUUCCACAGGUUCUCGUUCUCUGACCUCAACCUUGUUAACACAGAAUCCAUUUAUGUACCCUCAAAUUAAUCUCUCAGUAUGACUUAUAUGUUUGGGAA
Molecule: messenger RNA, 1100 nt
Organism: Tripterygium wilfordii
Lineage: Eukaryota; Viridiplantae; Streptophyta; Magnoliopsida; Celastrales; Celastraceae
Product: zinc finger protein 511-like
Exons: 4
Coding region: 73-837 (254 amino acids)
Source: RefSeq, a predicted model, not a curated record